AUGACCGACGACGACGAGGACGAGCCCUCCAAAAAGACCCUAAAAGGGGCUAAAAGUGAUCCCAGGACCACAAAUUCCACCCCUGCUCCUCUUUCCUCUCUCCUCCCCACACACUCUCUCUGCUCUCUCUCUCCCUCCCCGCAUGCUCCGCCCGGCUCCGCCUCCUUCGCCCGCCGCCGCCAUCUCCGCUCCGCCCCACGGCGCCGCCACCUCCUCCUCCGCCUCCGCCUCGCGGAGGCACUGGCGGAGCUGGAGCAGGCGCGCGCCGCCGAGCUGCAACGCUGCCUCGAGCAGACCUACGGCAAGCGCCGCCACCUUGUCGAGAAGGCCCGCGGCCGGAUCCACGAGAUCCGCGCGCACCUCCACGAGCGCGAGCAGCAGCAGGCGCUGCCCCGCCCCCCCUCCCCCCGCAGCCCGAGCAAUCGAUCGUGUCCGGUGUCCGAUCGAACAGGCAAGCUGCUGUCGAUGAUGCCUGUUUGUUACUACCGCUUCUCUUUUCUGAACUUCACAUUGGGAGCUGCCACUGCAACUAGCUAGUUAAUUAGGCUAUGUAUGUAGUAUACUAGUGUCAGUGAUCUAUAGAGCAUCGAAAACUUGCUAACUAUUGAAUCAGAUUGGAAAUUAGUGGUAGAAA
Messenger RNA from Setaria italica (foxtail millet), 634 nucleotides. RefSeq lists its product as uncharacterized. The record is from RefSeq and is a predicted model, not a curated record. NCBI's taxonomy places the organism in Eukaryota, Viridiplantae, Streptophyta, Magnoliopsida, Poales, Poaceae. The transcript is spliced from 3 exons. The coding region runs from base 1 to 537 and encodes 178 amino acids.